Messenger RNA from Colletotrichum gloeosporioides, 1248 nucleotides. RefSeq lists its product as uncharacterized. Bases 1 to 1248 code for a protein of 415 amino acids. Lineage: Eukaryota; Fungi; Ascomycota; Sordariomycetes; Glomerellales; Glomerellaceae. The transcript has a single exon. The record is from RefSeq and is a predicted model, not a curated record.
AUGCUCACCAAAGCGCCUUCUCCACUAGCUGUUAUCCUCAUCCUCUUGCUAUUCGUCGUGUCCGGGACUUCCCAACAGGACCAUGACGAUGAUCAGGGCCAGGCUGUCCAACCUACGCCACCCGCCGACACGUCUGACGCCCAGCUCUCGUGGCAAUCCGCUUUUUGGGCCCUCGUGGCUGUCGCUCUGAACACUGUAACCCAGCCCUCGGGCCGCAUCGUCGGGUUUCCAUCGUCAUGGGGUCCUGCGCUGAAGUGUUCGCCUGUGUUUUGCAUCGUCAAUGCUAUCGAGGCCCUCAACUGCAUCCGCGUUCGCCAUGCCUUCGAAUGGACCCUCGUUGUCGCGCCGCACAAGUAUGACGUCGAUGAGAAAUCCGCACACCGUGACGUGGUUAACUUACAGCGCAACACGCUGAUUCGUGUCGUCACUUUCGUCCUCGGCCCUGUGCUGCAAGCGACGAAGCUCUAUGCCUGCCGAGGCAUCUUCUGGACACAGGUCUUGGCGGCCGUAUAUCUGGGAAGUUUCCUCUGUGACGAGGUCAUUUUGUGUCUCUUGUGGCUGACUGGGUCGACUGCCGGCCGGGAGGGCGUCACGGGACUCGUCGAGGCGAUACUCAGCCCUGCAGCACCUCCUUCGUCGCCAAGAACCGCAACAUUUGACGAUGACAUUCAAGAGCAAAAUGAAGCCACGAUGCAACAGGGCCUGGCUAUAAUCCUUUCUUUCUGGUUCCUACUCUGGUUUGCAGGCACUGCUGCUACUGGAAUUUGUGUCAAACACCCCAAUCUGGCGGCGUGGAUCAAAGUCGUGAAUGUCCUCCUGGGCGGACCAGCAUCCGCCAUCACCUUCGGUGUUCUUUCUUACAGGAAGAGCAGUGGAGUCUUACGAAUUCUCAAGGAUGGCGCCCUUGGUUUUGCUGUGCCUGUCUGGCUAUCUGGUGUCCUCGCCAACAUCAUAUGGAAUUGCACACCCAUGGUGGAGGUUAUGGAAAACGGGGUCGUCGCUUUCCACGCGAAUGCUCGCCCCAAGGACUGGACAUGGAAAGUCACGGGCGUGUUCUCGACAUUCGGGCUUGGCCUAUUGGCACGACACUUUCUCGCAAAUGUCGAUCGCCAUGGAGUGCCCAAACCGGUCAGGGUCACCUUGACAUUGUGGGCAGGUGCCCACCUGGCAACCGCGCUGGCAAUGUACAGCUUGGCUCACGAUCCUAGUCUUACCUUUAAACCAUCGUGGACGGACGUCUUGGGCUGA